Molecule: messenger RNA, 2417 nt
Organism: Motacilla alba alba
Lineage: Eukaryota; Metazoa; Chordata; Aves; Passeriformes; Motacillidae
Gene: HIPK4
Product: homeodomain interacting protein kinase 4
Exons: 2
Coding region: 1-1662 (553 amino acids)
Biological process (GO): peptidyl-serine phosphorylation; peptidyl-threonine phosphorylation
Cellular component (GO): cytoplasm; nucleus
Molecular function (GO): protein tyrosine kinase activity; protein serine/threonine kinase activity; ATP binding
Source: RefSeq, a predicted model, not a curated record
AUGGUGACUCUAGUGGUAGGUGCCGAGUCCUAUGACAUAAUGGCCAUGGUGGGGAAGGGGACUUUUGGACAGGUGAUCCAGGGGCAGUGCAGGAGGACUGGGGAGAUGGUGGCCAUCAAGAUCCUGAAGAACUGUGAUCAUGAUGGCCAAAUAGUGAAGAAUGAACUGAGGCUGCUGCAGGCUUUGCGGGAGGGGGACACAAAGAACUCUCACAUCAUCCGUUUCCUCGAGUCUUUCAGUGACACGGUCUGGACCUACCUGGUCUUCGAGCUGCUGCAGCAAAACCUCUUUGACUUCCAAAAGCAAAACAACUUCUCACCGCUGCCAGUCCGACACAUCCGUACCAUCACAGCACAGGUACUGGUGGCACUAGUCAAGCUGAAGGAGCUCUCCAUCAUCCAUGCUGACCUUAAGCCAGAGAACAUCAUGCUGGUGGACCAUGCACGCUAUCCAUUCCGCAUCAAGCUUGUUGACUUUGGCUCAGCUAUCCUCCUCCCUGAGGUCUGCCAUGUCCAGGAGCCCUACAUCCAAACCCGCUUCUACCGGGCACCAGAGAUCUUGCUGGGGUUGCCCUUCUGCGAGAAGGUGGACAUCUGGUCUUUGGGCUGCGUGAUGGCCGAGCUUCACUUGGGUUGGCCACUCUACCCUGGCAAUGACGAAUAUGACCAGGUAUGCUACAUCUGCUCCACCUUGGGGCUACCCCGGGGUGAGCUGCUCUGCGCUGCCCAGAAGACACAGUCCUUCUUCCAACGUGUACCAUGUUCCACUGGUACCUGGCAGCUCAAACCACCAGGGAAGGUGAUGGCAAAGCCAAUGGAGAGGAAGGAGCAUAUCUUUUCCUCACUGGAUCAGUUGGCAGUGGUGAAUGUCUGCCCGAUGCCUGGUCCUGAUCAGGGGGAGCUAGCCAAGCACUGUGAUCUGUACAGGAUGGUGGAGCUGGUCAAGAGGAUGCUCACUUGGGACUCACAUGAGCGAAUCACACCCAGUGCUGCCCUUCAUCAUCCCUUCAUCUCCAUGCAGGAGGUGAAGGCCAGCUUUGAGGCCACGCAGUACUACGAGCUCAGUCAGGAAGACCUGAGGGCAUCCCGUAAGGAUUCCAGCAUAGCUGAGAUCUUCCCAGGCACAGAGAAAGGUGCCUUCAUCCCUGCCAGCCAGGGAGGCAUCCAGAAGGCCACUGCCCAGAUGGAUGGGCUCAGCCUGGCUGAGCCAGCUGGGGACACUGGUGAUAAGUGUAAGCAGGACAUCUGUCAAGCCCCCAGUCUCACCCACUGUGGAAGCCAGUACUGUCAGCAUCACCGGUGUCCCCACAUGGAGCCCACUGAGGGUCACUUGGCUGUGCCGUGGUCUCCCAGCAAAAUGAAAUGGUACAGCCACUGGUAUGGCAGCCCAGACAGUGGCAUCAUGGAACAGAACCUGCCUGGAAGAUGCUACAGCUCAUCCUGUGCCAAGAAUAAUCACAGCAAAAUGCAUUGGAGGGGAUUGGGGAAAAGAGAGAGAGAGAGAGAGAGAGAAAGAAAGAGAAAGAAACCCUGCAGGAAAGGAAAGGAAAGACAGAGUAGGUAUAUCUACCAGCGUAGAGGCGAUGUAAUUCUUCAAGGUCCAGCCCAGUCGAUGUCCAGUCGAGGAGCUGCCUUCACGUUGGGGAGAUCUCGAGUUAGCUAGCUGACUCGAGGGUUUUUAUUAGAAUUUUCUAUUGAAAGUUGGGAAGGGGGGGGAGGGGGGGAAGAUACAAUAGUCUCAUGAUCUCAGCAGUGGGGGAGAGCCAUUGUUUUCCUGGUCCAGUGGUCACUACCUGCAGGCAAACAUCUCAGUUUGAUCAGCUGUUCUCCCACACACACACUGCCCUCCUCCCCCCAGGUUAGAGGUUUCAGUCCUUGAGGAGAAAAAGUGUCUUUUCCAUAUAGGGGUUUCAUGUCUCAGGCUUGGAGGAAGUGGCUUCUCCCAUUUCAGUCCAUCUGUACGGUGGUUGUACAGUAGAUGAAGGGCCUUCUGUGGAGACCACCAAAAGGUAAUUCCAGAAGAGAGUCCAGCCAGGCUUGGGGGUGGAAAACUCCAGGCCAUUGUCGCAGAGCAGAUACAGGCCAAGAAAGGUCAAGGUGCCCCUUCUCCUUUCGCUAGGUCCAGUGUUCUAAUACAGCAAACACACCUGCAAACAAUGGCUCAGCAGGCCAGAAGCUCUGCUCCAGCCUUGGGACCCUGGCACACUCCCACCAAACCAGGAUGUCAAAACGGGAUCCUUUUUCGGUGGUCCCAGUUUCUGCCUUUUUCAUGACGAUCGUGCUGCAGAUGAGAGAAAUUUUGGACAGAGUCUUACAACAUCCUUUCACACUUGUUCCUACCUGGCAUAGAAAAGUAAAUAUGUAUUUUGGCAGAGAGAUGUCUUGAGGCAUCAUUCAUCUUGUACCACUGUCCAUCCC